Moneuplotes crassus is the source of this 1803-nucleotide messenger RNA. Lineage: Eukaryota; Ciliophora; Spirotrichea; Euplotida; Euplotidae. The record is from the annotation of a GenBank genome assembly.
AAAAUAUUAAUAUAAUUUACAGAAAUUUAUGUCUGAGUCAGAGCAUUCAACAGCUCUUGUUCCUGCUAAAAUAUCGAACUUUAAAAUGCCUGAUUUCUCAGGUAGACAGGAAUACAUGAAGAAGCAAUAUGAAAAUUCCAUAAAAGGUACUAAGCUUAAUAUCAGAGAUCAUGUCAAUAAGGAGACGUCCAAGGCCAUCUACAGGAUAAGGGACCAAAUAAAUGAUGGUGAAAGAGAUGUCACAGAUGACCAGAAAGAUCUCAAGCCCAUCAACAUCAAGAUGCAUGCCAUCAAUAAAAAGAUUGAGCUUAAAAAGAAGAUAAAACAUAUGGGUAUUCAUGAAGCGGUACUCCGAAAAGAAGAGAUGGACGAAAAACUUCGAUUGAUCGAAGAAAAUGUUCAAUUACUUGGAGCUGAAGAGGCUCAGUCUGACUCUAAUGCCCAGCCAGAAGAUGAAGGAGAGGGAGAAGAAGGAGCUCUAGUAGUUGCAAAGAAAUCUAAAAAUAGGAACUCAAUGCAUGAAUUGCACUCUUUAGAGGAUAAAAUUGGAUUGCCAAUAUCAGAAAAGCAUGCAAGAAUCAUGCACUAUAAAGAUAAAAUGCAUAUGUCCAAAGAAGAGCUUUUAAAAUCUCAAAAAGAUGCUGAAGAGUUUGUCAACAAGAUGAAGGAGAGAGAAAAGCAGUUACAAGAAGAGAAACAAAAGAGAAGAGAUAAGGAAGCCUAUAAGACCAAAACUUUUCUAGACAGCGCAGCAUCCAAAAAGAAAAUGCUAGAAGAAAAGAAAAAGAAAAGAAUGCUCGACAAAAUCGAAGAGCACAAAGAAAAACUCAAGAAGGAACAAGAAGAGCGAGCAGAACGAGAAAGAAUCUGGAAGGAAUACAAAGCCAAAGAAAAAGUCUCUAAGCCAAUGUACAAAAAGAUCGAAGAGCGUUACAACCAUGACGUGCUCAUGCCUGAACUGGAGAAGAAGAAAAAGGACCUGAACAACAUCAGAAAGUUCCACAAGCCCCUGAAGAGAGAGGAGCUUGAUGAAUUCGAGAAAGAUUACCAGGAAAAAGUCAAGAUUGAGAGGGAAAAACAGAGGAUUAAGAGAGAAAAAUGGUACUCAGAUAUCGGAUACGGAGUUUAUGACGAGAACAGGUACAAGACUAAGUUUUACGAGAAAGCAAUCGCUGAAGGGAAGAUCAAAGCUGAACUUGAAAGAGAGAGCAGCUCCCAUAGGAAGCAUAAAGCUGAUAAAAUGAAUAAUUAUGCCAAAAUAGUUAAAGAAAUGCACUGGCCAACUGUAUCGCCAAGGAAGAAGAAGGAGCUUGAAGAACUGAAAGGUAAAAUGGGACAAAAGAAGAUGCCAAAGUUCAGGUCUCCUAGCAUGAAAGGCAGCAGGUACAAUAGUAGUGAGAGUCCAGAAAGAGAAAAGAUUCUUAGAAAGCCAGACUGGAAGAAGUUCCAUAACCCAAUGGUUCCAAAGCCUGAGACAAAAAGAGAAGGCUAUGCAGUGGACUGGCUUGCUGAUAGAAGAGCAAAAAGAGAUAAUCCUGACACUAAGAGUAAACUAAACCAUAGUCAUGCUUGGAAGGCAAUAGCAGAAAUGGAUAAUCUUGAUGAGACUGACAAAGCUCAACUGCUCAAGAGUAAGGCAAGGCUCCUUGAAGAAAAUGCUCAAAGAAAAGAGCAGAUGAAUAAACUUCAAGGUGCAACAAUGGAAGGAACUGUAGAGGUGAAUGAGAUGCUAAUAGACGCUAUAGAGUCAAAACUAUCUUUACUUGACAAUUAUAUGCAGUCCUAAUUAAGGAUUUUCUAUCA